Molecule: messenger RNA, 2343 nt
Organism: Rubroshorea leprosula
Lineage: Eukaryota; Viridiplantae; Streptophyta; Magnoliopsida; Malvales; Dipterocarpaceae
Source: the annotation of a GenBank genome assembly
AUGUUGUACGAUGUCACAAAAAAGAGUGUUAAAGCCCAAAAAGAGGAAGGCAAAACUCUAUACUAGGCCCGUUAAGGCAAUAACCAAUCUUUAGAGAACUUGGGUCCAAUUAACCAAACCCGCAACGGUCCAUUAACUGUGGCCACAUCCACACGUGCAUGUCCUUCUCCGAUUUACGAGCGCACCGUAUUCCUCCAUUAUUUGAGACCGAAAAAUGACGGUGGAGGUUGUUCCGCACCGGAAUGGCGUCGUUCUUGGCAACGGAGAUCUGAGCAACGGUAACUCUAACCGCAGCGUUGGCUCCAAGAAGUCUCGCGAGAACGAACGCCGUCGUCGCAGGCGCAAGCAGAAGAAGAACAACAAGGCCUCCCAGACGCAAACGGACUUUGCCAACGGCACCGAUGGCGGAGAUAGUGAUGCCGGGGACGAUGAUACUAAUGAGAACGCUAAUCCUCAAAAGGUUGUGGAGCCAGUUGUGGUUGAGUAUGUUCCAGAGAAGGCCGAGUUAGAUGAUGGUAUGGAUGAGGAAUUCAGGAAAGUCUUUGAGAAAUUCAGCUUUCAGGAAUCUGUUUCUGAGGAUGUGGAGAAAAAGGAUGAGUCUGCUCUGGGUGAAGACCCAAAGAAGAAUGCUGAUUCUGAUUCAGAUGAGGAAGAACAGGACAACCAACCGAAAGAGAAAGGUGGUCUGUCAAAUAAGAAGAAAAAGCUUCAAAGACGAAUGAAGAUUGCUGAACUCAAACAAAUAUGCUCAAGGCCUGAUGUUGUUGAGGUGUGGGAUGCAACUUCAGCAGAUCCUAAGUUGCUGGUUUUUCUUAAGGCAUACCGAAACACUGUUCCCGUGCCAAGGCAUUGGAGUCAGAAGAGAAAAUAUCUGCAGGUUAGUAAUCCUUGCGCUGAGAUGUGUGUUAUGGGUCAAAUAUGUAUGCAGUAUUGGGGAACGGCUGUGACAACCAUGGAGCCUGGAAUUGGGAAACGUGGUAUUGAGAAGCAACCUUUUCAACUUCCUGAUUUCAUUGCUGCAACAGGAAUUGAGAAGAUCAGACAGGCUUAUAUUGAAAAAGAGGACAGUAAGAAGUUAAAGCAAAAGCAACGUGAGCGAAUGCAGCCGAAGAUGGGAAAAAUGGAUAUUGACUAUCAGGUUCUUCAUGAUGCAUUUUUUAAAUACCAAACAAAGCCAAAGCUGACAUCUCAUGGAGAUCUCUAUCAUGAAGGAAAAGAAUUUGAGGUAAAGUUGAGAGAGAUGAAACCAGGCACUCUCUCACAUGAACUAAAAGAAGCACUUGGUAUGCCAGAAGGUGCUCCACCUCCGUGGCUUAUCAACAUGCAGAGGUAUGGUCCUCCUCCAUCAUACCCACAUCUGAAAAUACCUGGGCUGAAUGCUCCCAUCCCUCCUGGAGCUUCUUUUGGUUAUCAUCCUGGUGGCUGGGGCAAGCCUCCUGUAGAUGAAACUGGGCGUCCUUUGUAUGGAGAUGUUUUUGGUGUUCAUCAACAAGAACAACCCAACUAUGAGGAAGAACCUGUUGAUAAGACCAAGCACUGGGGUGAUUUGGAGGAAGAAGAAGAAGAGGAAGAAGAGGAGGAAGAGGAAGAAGAGAUAGAGGAAGAGGAGCUAGAAGCUGGCAUUCAAUCGGUGGAUAGCCUUUCAAGCACUCCUACUGGCGUUGAGACACCUGAUGUCAUUGACCUUCGUAAGCAGCAAAGAAAGGAGCCUGAGAGGCCUCUUUACCAGGUACUUGAAGAAAAAGAGGAGAGAAUUGCUCCUGGGACUUUGCUUGGAACAACACACACGUAUGUGGUCAACACAGGCAACCAAGAUAAAAAUGCAGCCAAAAGGGUUGAUCUUCUUAAAGGUCAAAAAUCAGAUAAAGUGGAAGUCAGUCUACAGCCAGAAGAACUGGAAGUCAUGGACAAUGUUUUGCCUGCAAAGUAUGAGGAAGCUAGGGAAGAGGAGAAACUACGUAGCCAGCGUGAGGAUUUCAGUGAUAUGGUUGCCGAGAAUGAGAAGAAAAGGAAGCGGAAGAUGCAAGAAAAAGACGGGAAAUCUAAGAAGAAGGAUUUCAAAUUCUAGGGAGGCAAAGAUUUUGAAAUGUAAUUCUGCUGUGAUGAUAUAUAUAUGAAAUCAGUAGCUACCCCGCUUCAUCAAUCGUAGUUUGUAUUGUGAUGCAAAAAUCGAGCCCUCGAAGCAUUUUCAUUUUCAUUUUUUUCUUUUUUAAUUAUGAAGCACUGGGGGCUUGUUUAAUGGUAAACCAGAGAGCAGAAAACGUUGAGGUUUCAAACCUGAAUUGUUUUUUCUGGAAAAUUGCAAUUUAUGGUUUAUGUUGACUGAAAUAUUUGUCAGAUUUG